AUGGAUUCUCACCAAAAUGCAGUAUUUAUGUCUCCGACUGUUGAAAUGAGCAAAAGCAACUUUAGUGAUACUGCUCUGCGGUUGGAUUGCUUUGGUUAUGGAGGAAGUAAAAGCUCUGUAUUUGGGGGAAAUCAGACUGCUGGCCAUCAUGCAACUACUCCUGAUGACGGCUGCAGGCUGGUGCUUGGCUUGGGGCCUACUCCCAGUACAUAUUCAGAUAAAUUUUGUCAGUUGGGGACUGACAAAAAGAAAGGUGUCACCGCCAUUGUCAGGCAGGGAUUGUCAUCUGACGGGGACUCGCUCAAACUCGGCCUAUCUGCCGCUGGCAGUGAUGAUAAUUCCAAUGUACUUGAGUACUCAGCUUCGGUGCAAAGUAAUUUUAAUACACCUCGUCAGACUAAUCGUGUAUCACCUGAUGGAAGAAAAAUCCUGGUUCCUGUUGUAGAUGAGGGUUCUACAUCAGCAAAGAAGUCAGGUGGCUAUCUGACCACAUUUUUUAUUGGACCAAAAAUUGAUAAUAGUAAGAUGGUGGCACAAACGGAAGAACAGUCGGAACUUGAUACUAACUCUCUCUGUCAUCGUUCUCAGCUGAGUUCUGAGCCGUCUAUUGUCUCUGAUUAUUCAAGAAGCACUAUAUCUGGAUCUACAACAUCAGCUGAUCAUAGAACCAGCAACCCCAAAAGAUGCAAAUUUAUUGGUUGUGCAAAAGGAGCUCGCGGAGCAACCGGCUUUUGUAUUGGUCACGGGGGUGGUCAGAGAUGUCAGAAACUUGGGUGCAGCAAAGGCGCUGAAAGCCGAACUGCCUUCUGCAAAGCCCAUGGUGGAGGGAGGAGAUGCCAGGAACUUGGAUGUACCAAAAGCGCUGAGGGGAAGACCGACUUAUGCAUCGCCCAUGGAGGUGGGAGGCGAUGCAGCUAUGAAGGAGGUUGCACCAAAGCAGCAAGAGGUAAGUCUGGCCUUUGCAUUAGGCAUGGUGGAGGUAAGAGAUGUAAAGUUGAAGGUUGCACUCGUAGUGCUGAGGGCCAGAUCGGUUUGUGCAUCUCUCAUGGCGGUGGGCGCCGUUGCCAAUUCCCCGGUUGCACGAAGGGCGCCCAAGGUAGCACUUCGCUCUGCAAAGCGCACGGUGGUGGAAAACGAUGCAUAUUUGCUGGUUGCACGAAAGGAGCUGAGGGCAGUACUCCCCUGUGCAAAGGUCAUGGAGGUGGGAAACGCUGCCUCUUUGAUGGAGGUGGCAUAUGCCCUAAAAGUGUUCAUGGAGGCACCAACUUCUGUGUGGCACAUGGUGGUGGGAAAAGGUGUUCUGUUGCUGGGUGUACAAAAAGUGCUCGUGGUCGUACGGAUUGCUGUGUGAGGCAUGGUGGGGGGAAGCGUUGUAAAGUCGAAAACUGUGGGAAGAGCGCUCAAGGUAGCACCGACUUCUGCAAGGCUCAUGGUGGUGGAAAGAGGUGCAGCUAUGGAGGGGGAAAAUGUGAAAAAUUUGCUCGAGGGAAAAGCGGGCUGUGUGCUGCCCACACUAGCUUGGUUCAGGGUCAGGAAACAAGCAAAGGAAGUAUGAUCGGACCAGGACUGUUCCACGGGCUCGUAUCUGCUGCAUCUACUGCAAGAAGUAACGUCGAGAGAAGUUAUUCUUCAUGUGGAGCCAGCAUGAUGUCUGGCUCUACUGGCUCUCCCAUUGAGAGACCGGCAAAAAGACAACAGCUUAUACCGCCUCAGGUGUUGGUUCCUUUGUCAAUGAAGGCCUCGUCAUCUCAUCAAGUACCCUCGUGUUCUGAGAAGGAAGCAGAAAGGAAUCCGGGUUUCAGAAUUCCCACAGGUAGCAGCAAUGCUGGAAAGGGAUUGAAUUUAGUACUUACAGAAGGAAGAGUCCAUGGUGGUGGUCUUAUGUCAUUGCUUGGGGGCAACCUGAGGAACGCAACAAUCAACGAGCUCUGA
This is a messenger RNA of Oldenlandia corymbosa var. corymbosa, 1932 nucleotides long. The record is from the annotation of a GenBank genome assembly. Lineage: Eukaryota; Viridiplantae; Streptophyta; Magnoliopsida; Gentianales; Rubiaceae.